AUUCCCCGUGUAGAUCGUCUAGGCUGCGGCCCCAAAUUUUCAGACGACAAUACCACAUACGAAUUCUCGCCCCACGGAAUUCUUUCACUGCUCUGCGCUUUAGUCUCUCUGUUCGUGCGGUGGCGGUUAGUACAUAUGUAUGUACUCUUUUGGGCAAGGUCAGACAAGGUCUUUGACAUAGAAAAACGUACAUUUUACGCCGGAUUCGAUUGCGAGAAGAAAGUGAACAGGAACAAUGGCACAAGUGCGACAACUGUUACAAGUGGGUGGCCCACUUUUAGGACGUGGUCUGGCCAAUGCCGGUGGUGCAUCGACGGCCACCGCAGCGAAAAAGAACCACAAACGGUGGCAGAGCUCCUCGAUUAGUGCUGGAGAUUACGAUCUGGUUGUGGUCGGCGGCGGUAUUGUGGGAGCGGCUUCUGCCAGAGAGAUUCUUCUGCGGCAUCCCUCGCUGAAGGUGGCCAUUCUGGAGAAGGAGCCCAAGCUGGCCUUCCAUCAGAGUGGACACAACUCGGGAGUCAUUCAUGCCGGCAUCUACUAUAAGCCAGGCACUCUGAAGGCGCGUCUCUGUGUGGAGGGACUGCAUUUGGCAUACAAGUAUUUGGAUGACCACAAGAUUCCGUACAAAAAAAGCGGCAAACUGAUAGUGGCCACUGAUGAGAAGGAAGUCAAGCUUCUGGAGGAUCUUCAGCAGCGUGGCAUUGCCAACAAAGUGCCCGAUCUUAAGAUGAUAGAGGGGGAUGCCAUCCGGGAGAUUGAGCCUUUCUGCAAGGGCAUCAAGGCUCUCCACAGUCCACACACUGGUAUCGUGGACUGGGCUUUGGUCACGGAGCACUAUGGCGAGGACUUUAAGCAUGCAGGGGGUCGGAUUUAUCUGGACUACAAUGUGACAAGGUUCAGCGAAACAAAAGAAGGAAGCGCCGACUAUCCAGUGACCAUCCAUGGAUCGAGGCCGGGUCAAAUAGUGCGCACCAAGAAUGUUCUCACCUGCGGUGGCCUUCAGUCCGAUUUGCUGGCUGAGAAGACUGGCUGCCCCAAGGAUCCUCGCAUUGUGCCCUUCCGCGGAGAAUACCUGCUGCUGUCCAAGGAGAAACAGCACAUGGUAAAGGGUAACAUCUACCCGGUGCCAGAUCCACGAUUCCCCUUCCUGGGCGUGCACUUUACUCCGCGAAUGGAUGGCUCCAUUUGGCUGGGACCCAACGCUGUGUUGGCUCUGAAGCGGGAGGGUUACACCUGGGGCGACAUCAACCUCUUUGAGCUGUUCGAUGCCCUGCGCUAUCCCGGCUUCAUGAAGAUGGCCAGCAAAUACAUUGGCUUUGGCCUCAGCGAGAUGUCCAAAUCGGCCUUCAUCAAUCUGCAGAUCAAGGCCUUGCAAAAGUACAUCCCCGACAUCACCGAAUACGACAUCCAACGUGGUCCGGCGGGUGUGCGUGCCCAGGCCAUGGAUCUGCAGGGUAAUCUGGUCGACGAUUUUGUCUUUGAUCGGGGCGUAGGAUCGGGUGCUUUGGCCAAGCGCGUCUUGCAUUGCCGUAAUGCUCCAUCGCCGGGUGCCACCAGCAGUUUGGCCAUAGCCAAAAUGAUUGCUGAUAAGAUUGAGGGGGAAUUUUCUAUUGGCAAGUGAGACGAUGAUGAUAAGAAAUAUGUUUGUUAAUUUGAUCUUAAGCAUUGCUCUUGCAUUUAAAAGUUAUUUUAUUUUAUAAAACCUUUAAUUCAGUUCCAAAA
Messenger RNA from Drosophila persimilis, 1722 nucleotides. RefSeq names its product L-2-hydroxyglutarate dehydrogenase, mitochondrial (gene L2HGDH). The transcript has 3 exons. The coding region runs from base 236 to 1621 and encodes 461 amino acids. Gene Ontology annotation, molecular function: (S)-2-hydroxyglutarate dehydrogenase activity; (S)-2-hydroxy-acid oxidase activity. The record is from RefSeq and is a predicted model, not a curated record. Lineage: Eukaryota; Metazoa; Arthropoda; Insecta; Diptera; Drosophilidae.